AUGGACCGGGACGCCACAGGUUUCGACGCCACGGCGAUAGGCCACGUGCCGCCUCCUUGCCUGCGCCCGCAUGAUCUGGCAUUGCUCCGCGGCCACCAUCUCCAUGUGCUCUGCCAUCCAUAUUUGCUGGAGGCUUUGCUGGCAGCUGCGCAGCCUGCCGCUGAGUUCGAAGCCUUCUGCCAAGCCUUCUGCCUGGGGGGCGGCAACAUCAAUGAUGUGCAGGCCAGGACUUUUGCGCGCAUCCAGCUGUUCAAGGCCAAUGAGUACUUCCCGGGCACAAUGGAGCGCACGCUGCUAGUGACGGGCCGGCUGAAGCAGGUGGCAGCGGCACUGGGCCUUGUCUUCUCCAAGCUGCUCAGCAAGGCAGUGGCGACGGUUGAGCAGUGGCUUGUGGGCAGCGCCUAA
Chlorella variabilis is the source of this 405-nucleotide messenger RNA. RefSeq lists its product as hypothetical. The record is from RefSeq and is a predicted model, not a curated record. Bases 1 to 405 code for a protein of 134 amino acids. NCBI's taxonomy places the organism in Eukaryota, Viridiplantae, Chlorophyta, Trebouxiophyceae, Chlorellales, Chlorellaceae. The transcript is spliced from 4 exons. Gene Ontology annotation, molecular function: RNA binding.